This is a messenger RNA of Pimephales promelas (fathead minnow), 3255 nucleotides long. It is a transcript of the gene atf5b, whose product is annotated as activating transcription factor 5b. The record is from RefSeq and is a predicted model, not a curated record. Lineage: Eukaryota; Metazoa; Chordata; Actinopteri; Cypriniformes; Leuciscidae. Gene Ontology annotation, molecular function: DNA-binding transcription activator activity, RNA polymerase II-specific; RNA polymerase II transcription regulatory region sequence-specific DNA binding. Gene Ontology annotation, cellular component: nucleus. Gene Ontology annotation, biological process: regulation of transcription by RNA polymerase II.
CAGGGCUGCAACAAGAGUUACAUCUCCAUAGUGUAAUAUAGUGUCCUUCCUCGUCGCAUGUGGUUAAAUAGUGCUUUACAAGGUUCUCUGUGCUUCGAUUUUGUGCUUAGAUAUACACCCAGUCUGGUUUUGUCCAACUGGACCCACUAAAAUAUCAUCAGGAUUUACUUACCCUGUACAUUUGGGAAGGAAAUACAGCUAUAAAACGCGUAUGCUCACUUUCUUCGCGGUCAAGAGGGAAAUCGCAUAGCUCUACUGACUAAUUUGUGGACUCGAGGCUGAAGUUCAGAUUGAACUUGUCCCGUUGAAUUCGAAUUGGACUUUACGCUGAGGGGCGAGGCGGCGGAUGGAUACAAAUACGUGUGAUGCGGUUACUGUUUGGUUUGACGUGAUACUCCUCUGUUCUCCAAAACUUUUGAACGAUUUAUCGUGUAACCGAUCAGUCUCGACAUCAAAUGAAGAAGAGUGAGACAAUGUUCUGCUAAAUUGAAAACGUGAGCAUCUCCACUGCGGUUUCCUGCGCUCACAGAAGCUCUUCAGACCUGACCACAUCAACACGAUGGAGUUUCAGUUUUUCACAUCUCUUUCCUGUAUGAGGCAUUUGUUCGAUUCCCAUGCGUUGUACGCAAUUCACCAUUUCAAUCGAAAUUGUGGCGGCAUUGAUUAUUCCCAGGAAUACUCGCCUCAUUUGCACAGUCGGCUUAAGAGCUCCCUCUUUCCUACUGGCUAACGAAGGCCAAUCAUAGGCGGAGGGAGGAGCCUGCACAGACGGAGGACUAAAUUGAUUGGAUGACAAAAACUUUUGACACUUACCCAAACUCAUCUUCCACAGAAUCCUCUCCUGGUUCCUCUAUCCCACCCUCACCUCUGGAGCAUGACGUCCAAAUGCCCUCUGACUUGGAGGUUAUGACCACUCUUCUUAAAGAAGAACUGGCUCAACUGGAGGAUUAUUACCUGUACGAAUCGACACCUAUGAAAUUGGAAAAAUGGCAAAAGUGUGACAAAAGCCUACAAGCUAUGGCCACGCAGUCAUACUAUCAGUUACCCUGCGCUUCGUACAAUGUUAACCAGCCUGAAACAAACCCCAGGCUGCUGUCCCUGGGGACUGGAGAGCUGGACCUACGAGGCUUCUGCGGGGGCUCUAUGAGCCGACCGAAAAUGUCUAGACCCAGCCCCUACAGCUACAUUCGGACACACUGCAAUAGCCAAAGAAUAUCAGCGAACGGAUGUAAAGACGUGGAGGUGUUUGAGAAAGAAACGUGGACUUUCAAAGGGACUCAUUCAGGUUACGCAGAGUUGGCUUUUGACCAGUGCUCUGUCGACAAAUCCUUCGCAAAGAGCCACGGCAGCGCAAAGAAGGUUCGAGAAUGUGCUUUACUGUUGAAGGAAGAAGAGAAAAGUUGCUUCACGGAAGACGUGUUUUACCGAGCGGAGAUGAUGAGAAGUUAUGAUCUCGGUGGGUCCCUGGAGCCCCACCACAGGAGAGAGGGCCAGAGCCACGGGAUGAAGAUGCUCGGCCAUGACGGGAUCGCCAUGCCGAUUUUGCAGUGCGCCGAGAACGAGAGCUGUCCGCCGUAUAAACAAUCCGACGUAGCCGAGUGUUACUUUCAUCAGAUCACUGCCAAUUUAGAGCCAUAUCACGGCUACAUGAACGAAAUCGAUCAGCCGAUUAGAACUGGGGCUGUUGAUAUCCAGAACAAUGACUACUUGCACCAUGAAUGCCUUGGGGAUCAAAGCUUUGAAUGUCUGUCCGGUGACAGUGUUGAGUCCUCUUUGGAGUUGCCCGUCCAGAAGCCACUGCAAAGGUCACGGGAAAGUCAGUGUGUGUUUAAACCAGAUGUUAAAGUAGGUUCUUUGGAGAGAAACCAUGGAGAACGCAAGCAAAAGAAGAGAGACCAGAACAAGUCUGCUGCCCACAGGUACCGUCAGCGUAAGAGGGCGGAGCAGGACUGUUUGGAGGAGGAGCUUCAUGGUUUGGAAGGGCGGAACAGAGAACUUCGGGACAAAGCAGAAUCUGUAGAGAGAGAGAUUCAGUAUGUGAAAGAUCUCCUGAUUGAAGUCUACAAGGCUCGCAGUCAGCGCUUAAAAGAGGAUUCCAGUGCCUAAACCUCUGUCUCUUACCAGCAUUUCACUUAUACCAGGCUCUGACAGCAUGUUUUUAUGCUCCGAAUAGUUAGUGAACCUCAAGAGCUCAUGUAUUAACAUGGUUUUGUUUUUCCAAAGCGAAAGCCGCAUGGUUUCAUGGAACUGAGAGCAUAAUAUCUGAAGCACUGUGACGAUAGCCUUGAAUACAUUCUAAUGACAUUGCUUGGGAUUUGAAUUUACAGCGAUAUAUUUAAUGAAAAGCUGCCCAUCAAGAUUUCACAUGGGACAUUACAUUGUUUUAGUGUACAAAAUAAGAUGUUCUGUACAGGCUUGCUCCGUUCUUUAUUUAUCAUGAAAUGUCAUGCUUACUCAACAGCACAACCUAAUGAGAAAUUGUAAUAAUGUAGCGACAUGGUCGGAAUUCUUACUAAUAUUGUAAUAAUGCAAAGCACUGCAAUGUAAAAUGUCACUAAUUUUUUGUUGUCUGCCCUUUUUUGCUUUAUAAUUUCAUGUAUUUCCUUAUAUUUCUCUUUUAUUUGUGAAAUAUCUCAUGUAAUUAUAUAUAGAAUACAGGAGAAAUAAUGCGUUUGCAAUGUUAUUUAAAUUGCUUUAAAAUAUAUUUUAAACCAAGGUUUAUAGUAUAUUAAUGACUGUUUUUGUUUGUUUUUUGGCUCAGGUAUGGAAUGCAUGUCUAAUACAUCGAAAAGCAUGUUGGGUUACAAUUUAUUGCAUGACCCAAAAUAAGAAAUGAAUGCUUUUGUGCAUUAUGACAAUAAUGUCAAAUUUUUAUUUUGCCCAUUUGUUUUAUUCUCAUUAACAUAGUGCUUUAAAAAUGUGCUUUUUUAAAAAUAAUGUUUAAUCAGUAUGAGAUAUAGAUUGUUUUAAUGCAGGUUUGCGGAAAACAAUCACUGUCAUUUGAUACAGGACUUUAAAAUUCAGAAGAAUUUGAAUGAUUUCAACAUUUUUGAACAGAUGCACAUUACUACAGUAGUAUACUGUGCCUCUGAAAACCGACAAGCGUAGCAAAUCUGAAUGCAUUCAUUUCUGCAGGUUCUAAUGUGUUUCAGAAUCUACCGACACUUGAUUAAUAAAUACAAAUUAUAUUGUGCAGUAAUUCUUAUUUUUGGUUGAUUAAAAUGUCAAUAAAUGAUUCUUAGAUAUUUUGAUGAA